UCCGCCGGAGUUUGUGUGGCCGCCGCCGCGGGAACGCGAGCCCGGUCAUUUCUCAACGGAGAAAGGCGAGGCUGUCGGGCUUGGCCGAGUGAGCGUGAGCGAGUAUCCGGCCCCAGCAGCUGUCUUCUGGCGUGACAGCCGGCAUGGAGGACCCACCGAACCAACAGCCCGGCGGCGAGGCCGUGGCUCCCGCGCAGCAGGAGUCGCCGCGGCCGGAGUCUGGGGAGGAGCCGCGGCUUCCGAAGCCUGAGAAAAAGCAACGGUGUAGAUAUGAUGGCCAAGAAACAAAAGGAUCUAAGUUCAUCACCUCCAACGCAAGUGAUUUCAGUGACCCAGUUUACAAAGAGAUUGCUAUUACGAAUGGUUGUAUUAAUAGAAUGAGUAAGGAAGAACUUAGAGCUAAACUUUCAGAAUUCAAGCUUGAAACAAGAGGGGUAAAGGAUGUACUGAAGAAGAGACUGAAAAACUAUUAUAAGAAGCAGAAGUUGAUGUUGAAAGAGAGCAGUUGUACUGACAGUUACUAUGACUACAUUUGUAUUAUUGACUUUGAAGCCACUUGUGAAGAGGGUAACCCACCUGAGUUCAUACAUGAAAUAAUUGAAUUUCCUGUUGUUUUACUGAAUACGCAUACCUUAGAAAUAGAAGAUACCUUUCAGCAGUAUGUGCGACCAGAGAUAAACUCACAGCUUUCUGAUUUCUGCAUCAAUCUUACUGGAAUUACUCAGGAUCAGGUAGACAGAGCUGAUACCUUCCCUCAGGUCUUAAAAAAAGUAAUUGACUGGAUGAAAUUGAAGGAAUUAGGAACAAAGUAUAAAUAUUCCAUAUUAACAGAUGGUUCAUGGGAUAUGAGUAAGUUUUUGAACAUUCAGUGCCAACUCAGCAGGCUCAAAUACCCUCCUUUUGCUAAAAAGUGGAUCAAUAUUCGAAAGUCAUAUGGAAACUUUUACAAGGUUCCUAGAAGCCAAACCAAACUGGCAAUAAUGCUUGAAAAAUUAGGAAUGGAUUAUGAUGGGCGGCCUCACAGUGGUCUUGAUGACUCUAAGAAUAUUGCCCGAAUAGCAAUUCGAAUGCUUCAGGAUGGAUGUGAUCUCCGAAUCAAUGAGAAAAUGCAUGCAGGACAGCUAAUGAGUGUGUCCUCUUCCUUACCGAUAGAGGGCACUCCACCUCCACAAAUGCCACAUUUUAGAAAGUAACAGCAUUUUUGUCUGUGGGAUCAUUCUAAUUGGAGUUGCUACGAAGAGGUAUUGGAUGAAUACUUGUUGAAUUAGUCCUGCAGUACAAACUUCAAGCACCUUAAACAUUAAAAAUCUUAUUACCGUAUAGUAGAUAGAUAAAUAUAUGUAUGUGGACAGAUUUUUGUGGGAGGACAUAUUAAAUUCUUUGUCACCAGCAUUUUUGAUAUGAGCAGUAUUUGUUACACAGUAACAAUUCCUGCUUAGAACAGAAUUUUAUAAUUUAAGGAGUCCAAGUUACAUUCCUUUUGGUUUUAAAAUGCAGAUUUUUAUUGGCUCUUCCCUUCAAUGUCAUAUCUUAUUGAUGUUAAAAUAUAGAAAGUAUAUCUACAUUAACAUCAUUAGAUUAAGUCAUUUCUUAAAAUGCAGAGAAGACUGGAAAAUAGGCCUUAUCUAACCUUCAGAUUUUGAGAAUAUCAUAGUCCUUUUGAUUUUUGAAGUUUAUAUGUGAAGUUCAGCUAUAUGUGGUGAAUUUCACAAGUACUUGUUACAUAUAUCUGCCUACAUUUCUUUUCAACUCAUAAUUGGAAGACUUGUGAAUAAAUUAAGGACCUGGUUAAAAAUUCAGUUACUGAUGGGUUUAAUGAAAAGUCAGAAGAAAAUGCUAUUUAAAGGAAUAUCACAAGGGUAGUAGCUCAAACUUUAUCAUACAUAAAUAAAUCAGUGGGUUUUUUUGGAUUUGGUUGUUUGAUUUCCUUCUGCCUUGGACAUACAUGUGUCCUAAUUCUUAAAUCUAAGAGACCAUGCUUUGAAAUAGACUUAUAAUUAAGGGUCACCACUUAAUUUUACAUUUGUAUUCAAUAUUGGAA
Molecule: messenger RNA, 2041 nt
Organism: Cynocephalus volans (Philippine flying lemur)
Lineage: Eukaryota; Metazoa; Chordata; Mammalia; Dermoptera; Cynocephalidae
Gene: ERI1
Product: exoribonuclease 1
Exons: 7
Coding region: 144-1193 (349 amino acids)
Biological process (GO): exonucleolytic trimming to generate mature 3'-end of 5.8S rRNA from tricistronic rRNA transcript (SSU-rRNA, 5.8S rRNA, LSU-rRNA)
Cellular component (GO): cytoplasm; nucleolus
Molecular function (GO): 3'-5'-RNA exonuclease activity; nucleic acid binding
Source: RefSeq, a predicted model, not a curated record